This is a messenger RNA of Trichogramma pretiosum, 499 nucleotides long. It is a transcript of the gene Tcs6, whose product is annotated as EKC/KEOPS complex subunit LAGE3. Gene Ontology annotation, cellular component: EKC/KEOPS complex. The transcript has 3 exons. The coding region runs from base 203 to 475 and encodes 90 amino acids. Lineage: Eukaryota; Metazoa; Arthropoda; Insecta; Hymenoptera; Trichogrammatidae. The record is from RefSeq and is a predicted model, not a curated record.
ACUAAUCAGUAAAUUAGGUUAGGAAGCCAAUAAACUCAGACGGCAUUUAGUCCGGUGUUUUGAUGUUUUGAACUUCUCGUGUCUGUAUAUAAAAAUUUAAAUGGUCUUUGGAAUGUUAGUUUUGUAUGUAUCAUCAGUACAAAAAAAGCAAAACCAGUGAUAAACAGUGACAAUUUUUGAAUUCCGCUUUAUUUAUAUAGUCAUGAGUGAUCUUAAUGUUGAUUUGAGCAUACCUUUUCCUACUCCAAGGGAAGCUGAUGUUGCUUAUCAAACAUUGAGAGUGGAUUCAGAGCCUUCGAGGAGUGGAGUAGUAAAGACUUUGAAUUUAGAAUCCAAUUUUCUAAAAGUUAAUUUUACUGGUACAGAAGCUCGUAAAGUGAGAGUGGCUCUGACAGCAUUCUUUGACUCGCUACUUCUGGUCACUGAAACAAUGAAUGAAUUUGGAAAACCAGAGGCUUCUUACGAUCACUACUAGAAUUUAAAUUAUAUUUCUUUAUAU